AGAGGGACACCCUAACCUUCACAGCCAUGCGUAUUUCUCUCAUGUCUACAUGAAAAAGUGUCCUAAAUCUCACAACUCAUUCCAACUGUCGACAAGAUUCACCUGUCCAAAGCUGUGUCCUCUGCACCUAUCACCUAUUGGAUAUAGGCGGUGGAGUCUUCGUGUUCCGCGUAGACUCCCAACGUUCACACACUUCACCUUUAUCCUAUUUAAUCCCCCCCACAAUCAGCCCUUCCAUCAAAGAAGUCUAAACUCGAGUUCAAUUCUCAAAAGGGUAUCUCCUAUUUUUGGGCUUUCGUUGGUUUUCAAGUUUCAACCAAUCAUUUUCUCAGACGGGCAUCUCCUAUUCUGGGCCGCCAUUGGUUUUCAACCCACCAUAAGACAGACAUGCUCACCGACUCCAAUUUCCAGUUUGAAGCAGGCUGCGAUGACGACACUCUGUACGCCGAGCUGGAGAGGCAGAUUUCGCUCUUGACGGCGGAUGAUGAAGAAGACUUUCUCGAAAGCAGGCAUCGAGAUAUGGUUGUCCGAGUAAACGGGCAUGGCUCGGGCACCUCAUCGGUUGGCAUUCCUGUCGCUUCGCAGCCCAGAAGCUAUUUCUACUUGUGGGAAAAUGAAACAGGGACUUCUGCACCUGCCUGGCUGUCAAAUGUGUGGAGAAACGGGAAUGGAACCGGGGUUUUCAUUCCUCAUGUCGGCAAAUCGAAAAGAAAACAGAGGCCAGGGCGGAAGAACAGAAGAAUGUACAAGCGAAUGAAGAACAAGAACAAGUAAUUAUACAGCAGUGUCGAGCAAUUACAGAAAAACAUGUAUAGAUCUGACAAAUGAAGUCGGGAAAUCUGUACCUCUACAUUCAUGAGUUUUAGAUAGAAGAUAAUAAUAGAGAUUGGAUUAACUAAA
Molecule: messenger RNA, 900 nt
Organism: Malania oleifera
Lineage: Eukaryota; Viridiplantae; Streptophyta; Magnoliopsida; Santalales; Ximeniaceae
Exons: 2
Coding region: 388-774 (128 amino acids)
Source: RefSeq, a predicted model, not a curated record